CCGCCUCUCCGCCCCGCACCCCACGCCCCUGCCCCACACUCCCACGGCAUGUUGUGGGUCAAACAUGAGCUAUUUGCCCAUCAGCUCUCCUUCCUUCGAGAGCGCAUUGGCUCGCUCAACAAGCUCCUGGACGUGGCACACUCGCUUCGCGCCGCUUGUGACCCCACGACGGCCUCGAUCUCGCUCAAAGACUGGCUCAAGCUCGCGCACAAUGAGCUCAAUCUCAAGCCGGACUUGGGGCUUGUCGCUUUUGAUACCUUCCGGGUCCUCGCGGCGCCGCUGGUGGCCGUCUCGGCCGUCAAUGACAGCGGGGCGUCGUCGUCGUCCGGCGGCGAUGACGCUACCGCCGGCCUCCCGUCUGUCUCGCGGGUAGUGACCGAAGACAAGGUUGAUGCCACGCUGUUUGUGCUCUUCCUUUUUGUUCAGCUCUACCACCCGCACAUGCUCCGGUCGCAGCUCGUCGAGCGGGUGGAGAACUCGCUCCUCCGCUACGAGGAGCGGAUGCAGACCGAGUGGGUCCGCGCCCACGCCCGCCAUCUGGUCCAGCUCCUCAUCCACGGCACCGCCGAAGACGUGCUCUUCCGCAAGCACCACAAGGCGCCCACAAACGACACCCUCUUCUCGUUCACCGCCAUCCCUCUCGCCCGCACCGAGGUUGCAAAGCUCGCCCUUGUCCUCGGCUCGGGCUACGACCACUUCCACAUUGCGCCGCCGUCGCAGUUUCUCGUCCCCACUACUCUCGAUGCAACAGCUGCCGUCAUUGCCGGCCCUGCGCUUGUCAACUACAUCACCGCUAACCUGACGGUCAACACCACGGCGUACCCGCUGCUCCCGCUCCGCCGCCGCCCGCUCAACGAGGCCGAAGAGACAGAGAUCUACACUUUUGACAACAUGCCCGCCGAGCCGGCCGUACCCUACACCGAGCACGCCUCUUUUGCCAGCGAAGAGCGGUACGAGUCUGCGCCGCCGCUCGUCUAUCGCGACAUUGCCAAGAAAACAAUGGGCAAGGUCUCGGCCGGCCUCUGGUCGUCGUCGCUCCGCUCGCUACACAUUGUGCGGUGCAAGCACCAGUACAUGUACUUUCUGGGCCCGCACGACUACGUCACCAUCUACGGCUGCAAGAACUUGACCAUUGUCGUUGGCGCUGUCGCCAAGGCUGUCCGCGUGCAGCGCUGCGUCGGCGUCCGCCUCAUCUGCGCCACCGCCGCCCUCACCGUCAAGAACUGUGUCAACUCGUCGUUUUACCUCUUCUCGCUCACUCGCCCGCUUCUCAAGGAAAGUCCGAGCGCCUCACCUUUGCUCCGUUCAACACACACUACCCGCUCCUUGGCGCACACCUUGAGCGUGCCGGCCUUGACCCAUCGGCGCCCAACAAGUGGAACGAGGUCAUCUCGCUCUACUCGGCCGCCGCCGCAGACGCCGCCGCCUCACACGCCGAGCUGGCCUCUAUUUCCGAGCGCGACGCGUCGACGUCGUUUGCCCUGCUCAAACCUGACAAGUUUACGCCGUUUGUCGUUCCGCUGCACAUGGAGGGCGCGACGCGGAAGAACCCGUUCCCGCUUCCGCCCUCCUUUGCCGACGCCCUCGCCGCCCGUCAGGCCGAGAUCGACUCGUUCCUUCAACUCAUCUCCAACCCGCCGCUUCCCCUCGAGCAGCACGCAGAGUUCCAAAGCAUCAUGCACAAGCGCUUUCGGGAGUGGAUGUCCAAGUCGUGUCCCUCGGCCCUCCGCGAAGUCCAUCAGCUCCUCCUCGCUGCCAACGUCGAGCGAGCCUCGCGCCUCCCGGAGCAGUCGGUCGUCUCGUAUCCGUUGCCGGACACCGACCGCACCGACCGCACCGACCGCACUGACCGCACUGACGCCUCGCGCGGAUGACUUGCCUUUGCUGGCGAUGCCCUGCCGGCGCAGCAGGUGUCCAACGUGUGCCGUUCACGGCGCCUGCAGCUUGGAGAUGUACUGGAUCACCUUUUGCCGCGUCUUGCGGCCGAGAUCGCCUGCUCCCGACGAGACCAGCCCGGUCAGCUGCUUCACCGAGUACUCGCCAAAGUGGUCCUUGAUCCACGGCAUGAUCUCGUGCUCCUGCAGGUAAAAGGCCUUGACAAAGCCCUC
Molecule: messenger RNA, 2108 nt
Organism: Thecamonas trahens ATCC 50062
Lineage: Eukaryota; Apusomonadida; Apusomonadidae
Exons: 2
Coding region: 49-2088 (679 amino acids)
Source: RefSeq, a predicted model, not a curated record